Molecule: messenger RNA, 1643 nt
Organism: Coregonus clupeaformis (lake whitefish)
Lineage: Eukaryota; Metazoa; Chordata; Actinopteri; Salmoniformes; Salmonidae
Gene: prph2a
Product: peripherin 2a (retinal degeneration, slow)
Exons: 3
Coding region: 463-1497 (344 amino acids)
Biological process (GO): visual perception
Cellular component (GO): membrane
Source: RefSeq, a predicted model, not a curated record
ACCAGCGAAAGGAACAUCACGAUUAGCCUCAACUGUUGAUUUUGAUGUUUUUGGAGGGAAAGUUUGGAACCGAGGCGAGGGGGAAAGUGUGACCCUGUGUUCUGUCAUCCGUCUGGGUGAGUUUUCUUUUUAGGGUCCUGCCACUAUGGGAGAGGAGAGGGGCCUGAAGGAAUAACCACACUCCUCUUCCUUGACCUCUGCUCCUUCUCUCUGGGAUGGAUUACAGAUCAUUGCCUGAGCUGACAGUCCUUCUCUGCUGGAUGAGCUGCAGGAGAGACUGAGAGACGAAAAGAACGGCUGAAACCACCUAACAGGGAAUCAACGGAUGAAACCGCUUAACGGGAACAGCUGAAACUCUGCUGGCUGGGACAUCCAGAAGAACGACCAGACCUCAGAGCUAUAUCUCAUCUCAGUAGUGUAUUUUCCUUGUGUAUAGGAAGGGAAUAUCCCUAGGUUGCCACCAUGGCACUAAUGGUGGUCAAGUUUGACCUGAAGAAGCGGGUGAAGCUAGCCCAGUUCCUAUGGCUGAUGUACUGGUUCUCAGUGAUGGCAGGCGUGCUGGUCUUCAGCAUGGGGCUGUUCUUUAAGAUUGAGCUGCGUAAGCGCUCAGAGAUGAUGGACAACAACGAAAGCCACUUCGUCCCUAACUUACUAAUUGCCGUGGGGCUGCUGGCCUGUGGGAUCAACGCCAUGGGAGGCAAGAUCUGCUACGACUCCCUGGACCCUAUCAAGUUCUCCAGGUGGAAGCCCAUGCUCAAAUCCUUUCUAGUCUCCUGUGUGGCUUUCAAUUGUCUCCUGGUGCUGACGGCUCUGCUCUGCUUCCUGAUGAGGAUCCCUCUCCAGUUCACGCUGGCCGAGGGCCUGAAGAACGCCCUGAAGUUCUACAAGGACACAGACACGCCAGGACGCUGCUACAUGAAGAGGACUUUGGACCAGAUGCAGAUGGAGUUCCGUUGCUGUGGCAACAACAACUUCAGGGACUGGUUCGAGAUCCAGUGGGUCAGCAACCGCUACCUGGACUUCAGCGCCAAGGAAGUAAAAGAUCGUAUCGGCAGCAACGUGGAUGGGAAGUACCUGAUGGAUGCUGUUCCAUUCAGCUGCUGUAACCCCAGCUCCCCGCGGCCCUGCAUCCAGUACCAGGUGACCAACAACACGGCCCACUACUCCUACGACCACCACACUGAGGACCUGAACAUCUGGAAACGGGGCUGCCGUGAUGCACUGAUAUCCUACUACGGAGGCAUGAUGAACACCAUAGGAGCCCUGGUGCUACUGGUCGCUAUUCUGGAGGUUAUUGUGAUGAUCGGCCUCCAGUACGUGAACACCUCCCUGUCCAACCUGGUCAACCCAGAAGACCCAGAGAGCGAAAGUGAAGGCUGGAUCCUGGAGAAGACGGUGAAGGAGACGUUUACUGACAUCAUGGACAAGAUGAAAGCCAUGAGCAAGGGUAACACAGUGGAGGAGGGCGGAGUGGAUGGUGUUGCCACGGUGAGCUGAUCAAGAUACGCCACACAAACUGAGACCACUCCCACCGAAGGGAAGAGAGGGAGAUUGACCACCUCCUUUGCAUUUAUUACACAAAAUACAGUGCCUUGCAAAAGUAUUCAUCCCCCUUGGCGUUUUUCCUAUUUUGUUGCAUUACA